This is a messenger RNA of Brassicogethes aeneus, 1229 nucleotides long. Lineage: Eukaryota; Metazoa; Arthropoda; Insecta; Coleoptera; Nitidulidae. The record is from the annotation of a GenBank genome assembly.
CCGCCGACUCAUCUCUUCAGUCACUCGCGAGCACCAUCGAAAAAACAAGUGCCGAACGUUAUCAUUUUUUAUUAUUAUUUUUGACGUUAAUAUAUCAUAGUAGGUAAACGAUAAAAUGGUAAAAUGCAUUAAUUUUGUUCAGUUUUUAGUUUUCAUGGUUUUUAUUUAUGGUUAUUUUUGCCAAGAUUUUGGAUAUGAUGGUGAUGAAGGGCCCAGUGAAUGGGGUAAAAGAUACAAGCAAUGCGUGGGAAAGCAUCAAAGUCCAAUCGAUAUCGAUAUACACAAUGUACAAAUGGUAAAUCUUCCUAAAUUAAGGUUCGACUUUUUUAAUAAACCCCUUAGAAAUGUUAGGUUAACUAACACUGGCCAUACAGUAAAAAUGACAAUAGAAGAAGGCCCAACACCAACGAUAAACGGAGGGCCCCUUAAUGGUACCUACGAGUUUAACCAUCUUCAUUUUCAUUGGGGUAAUAAUGAUACGCACGGCUCAGAAAACAUGCUCAAUCAUAACAGUUUUCCACUGGAAUUGCACGUGUUAUUUUAUAACAAAUACUAUGGAAGUUUGGAUGAAGCCUCCAAACAUACUGAUGGAUAUCUGGUGCUUUCAUUUUUAUAUUCGACAUCUACAAGAAGCAACAAGCACUACGACCUAUUUGAAUCAGGGCUAUCCAAAAUAGUGAAAAUAAACUCCACCUAUAAAUUAAACAACUUCGAAUCUUUGGACAAAUUUACCACUGCGCGUAAGGAUUCCUACUUUACCUACGAAGGCUCUUUAACCACCCCGCCAUGUUCGGAAAUUGUCACUUGGAUCGAGUUUCGAGAUACAAUACCGAUAACUCACGAACAGAUUGAACAUUUCAGGCAAUUAAAUGGACCUCAUGGUAAACUAACACACAAUUACAGGCCAACGCAAAACUUAAACGACAGAAUUAUAAGGAUGAAUUCUUCGGCAACGCUAAAGACUUCAUCCCUUCUACUUGGUUGGUUAACAAUAUGUUUACCGUUUUUAUUAAAUUUAAUUCGUUAACUUAACGUUUUAAAUAUAAGAAAUAUGUUGUUGAAUUAUCAUUGCUAGUCAAUUAAGGGUUGAAAACCUUUGAGAUGCCAUAAAAAGACUAAAAUAUAUAAUAUAAUUUUAGUUUUUGUACUUCCAAAUUGUAAAUAAAAAAACAAUAAAAUGUUAAUUUCUAUUUUGUUGUAAAAAUGACAAAAAUAUACAUAUGUAUAUA